AUGAAUAGCCAAUCAACAGACACAAGCAGCAGCAGCAGCAGCAGCAGCAGCAGCUUCCGUCGCCGCAGCCGCUGGACUCGCCGUUCCUCUUCUCCAGAGUCAUCAAAAUCCAGCAGCAGCAGCAGCAGCAGCAGCAGCAGCAGCAAGAAGCAGCAAUCAGAGGCCGAUGAAGGUCUCAAUGCUUUAUUAGAAAAGUUAGCAGCAGCAAAGAAGAAGAGGGAGACAGAGAAGGAGCAGCAGCGGCUGCAGGAGCAGGCUGCUGCUGCUGCAGCAACAGCAGCAGCAGUUGCUGCUGCAGCAAAUGCUGCAGCAGCAAAUGUUGCAGUAAUAAAUGCUGCUCUUGCGAACGUUGCUGCUGCUGCAGUUGGUGCACCCCCUGUUGCUGCUGCAGCAGGAGCAGCAACAGGAGCAGCAGCAGGAGCAGCAGCAGCAGGAGGAUCAGGUCUAAGUGUACAAGAGAAGCGUCGUUUAUUAUGGGGUAAGAAGAAGACAGAUAAUAAUAAUCAGCAGCAGCAGGAGACAGCAACAGCAACAGCAGCAGCAGCAGCAGCAGCAGACACUGUCUCCGAUCCAAAUAAAUAUUCUCUCUCCUUUGGUAGCGACAAAGAAAAGAAAAAUAAAUUCUUUAAGUUAAUGGGGCAUAAAGGAGACCCUGAUGCAGCAGCAGCAGCAGCAGCAGCAGCUGAGUAUGCGCCAAUGGAGGCUCAUUUAGACCCUCGACAAACCCAAAGAAUAAACAGCGAAUUAGAAUUACAAUAUUAUCAAGGAAUUAAAAGAAAAGAUGGAAGAAAAACAGGAUUAGGACUAUAA
Molecule: messenger RNA, 810 nt
Organism: Eimeria maxima
Lineage: Eukaryota; Apicomplexa; Conoidasida; Eucoccidiorida; Eimeriidae
Product: IMP dehydrogenase / GMP reductase domain containing protein, putative
Exons: 2
Coding region: 1-810 (269 amino acids)
Source: RefSeq, a predicted model, not a curated record